This is a messenger RNA of Oreochromis niloticus (Nile tilapia), 1823 nucleotides long. Its product is annotated as phospholipid phosphatase 3. The transcript has 6 exons. Gene Ontology annotation, biological process: phospholipid dephosphorylation; signal transduction; phospholipid metabolic process. Gene Ontology annotation, molecular function: phosphatidate phosphatase activity. Lineage: Eukaryota; Metazoa; Chordata; Actinopteri; Cichliformes; Cichlidae. The record is from RefSeq and is a predicted model, not a curated record. Bases 252 to 1193 code for a protein of 313 amino acids. Gene Ontology annotation, cellular component: plasma membrane.
UGACAGGACUUAUCCCUGCAGAAACGAGUGAAGGAUGGUUAGAGGAAGGUGAGCCAGUAGUGAGGAGCGAGUAGUUUCCACAGUGUUUUCCAGCUGAUCAAAGAUACUCGCGUGACCGCUCCUACUUAGGAUUCCUGUAGAAUAGCGAGACACGUGUUGUAGACCGAGAAAUAAACUCCAGUAGCUACUAAUUCAUUUUUAGUCUGCUUUCUUCUACUUCUUUUUUUAACCAAACGCGCAAAACGCUUUAAAUGCAACGCUGUCUGAUCUAUGAGAAAGCCAUGGCAGCCAACACGAAGAACGGCGGGAGUUCGCUCAACAACAAUAACUGCAAAGACCACAGCAGGAGGAAGCUGCUGGUCGGAGUGGAUCUGUUCUGCCUGUUUUUAGCCGGCCUGCCUUUUUUGGUCAUUGAGACCAGCGCAGUUCAGCCUUACCAUAGAGGGUUUUACUGCGACGAUGAGUCCAUCAAGUAUCCGGCCAAAAACGGAGACACCAUUAGCGACGGUGUGCUUACCGCUGCUGGCAUUCUAAUCACCAUCCUCUCUAUUAUAAUUGGUGAGAGCUACAGGAUCUACUUUUUGAAUGAAGGCUCCAAGUCUUUUGUGGGGAACCCGUACAUUUCUGCUCUGUACAAGCAGGUCGGGGUGUUCAUCUUCGGCUGUGCAGUCAGCCAGUCCUUCACCGAUAUCGCCAAAGUGUCAGUGGGCCGUCUGCGUCCUCACUUUCUUGACGUGUGCGAUCCUGACUUCUCCACAAUCAACUGCUCUCUGGGCUACAUCACUGACUACCAGUGUCGGGGCCCGGAGAGCAAAGUUCAAGAGGCCAGGAGGUCUUUCUUCUCUGGACAUGCAUCCUUCUCCAUGUACACGAUGCUUUAUUUGGUGUUUUACCUCCAGUCUCGCUUUACUUGGCACGGAGCCCGUCUUCUUCGCCCUUUAACCCAGUUCACCCUCAUCAUGAUGUCUUUCUACACCGGCUUGUCCCGCGUGUCUGAUCACAAGCACCACCCCACUGACGUGCUGGCUGGUUUCGUACAAGGAGCCCUGGUGGCUUACUGCAUAGUCUUCUUUGUGUCAGACUUGUUCAAGCCCAAAGGAAGACGCUCUACUUUGUCUUCAACCCCUCUGAAGAAAGAACUUGUUCCCGCCGUAGACAUCAGAGAGCGGAGCAACCACCUCAUCAUAGCAUAGAGAAGGCUGCAGAGUGACUGUAUAUAACCCUGACCUGUGCCUUUUUCUUUUUUCUUUUUAAAUCCUCACUACUACAGCCACUAGUCAAUACUGGAUAAUGGAAACUUCAAAGAUCUGGAAAAUGCAGACAGAUACGGAGUCUUGAACAUCUCACUGGAUGAGAAGACGCUGCAGAAAACCAGUUAAGCAACUUAAGCGUUCUGGAUGGAAAUUUGUCUUUAUUUCCCCUCCGAUUCACCAGACAAUCUCAGAGUGGAAAAGAGAGCUGAACUCCUUUUGAUUGAGAGAGCCUUGUCCCUGUUUUCUCUUAUGAAGAUUGCUGGAGGUGGCCCACUGUCAGCUUAGAAAUGGCAGCUGUAAACAAAGCUGUGUGCGGCUUUCUUGCCUCGGCUGCAUCUAUGAGUGCCGGGUGACACUCUACUCCUGCCACUUGCUCACUGUGUGACCUGUCCUAACAAACCAUGACAACCAAACAAAUUCCUUAAUUUCAGGAAGGAUGUUGUUUUCGUUUGGUUUGAUUGCAACAUAAGCAGUGUGUAUGAUUUAUAGCACUAAACUCAGUAUUCUUUGUCACCACUUGAAUGACAUGAAGUGAAGCUUUUGGAAAGCUUUGUAAGCCGUCGGGUUUUU